AUGGGGGUGCCCGUCUGUGAGGGGCCCCAGGGUCUCUAUGGCCAGGAAGAUGAAUUUGGGAACCCGUCUGGGGUGAACAGCUGCUCCAUCCGCUAUCGGGUGACCGCCGAGCCCCAGGGGCCCGCGGUCUUUUCUGCCAAUUACAAAGACUGCCAUGUGCUGGAGAAGGAUGGGCGCUCCCACCUGAGGGUGUUCACGGAAGCUGUGCUGCCCAGUGGCACUCUGAUCUGUCUCAAACCUGAUCACACCUGGACUCCAGACUCCCACCUGGCACCACCCACCACAUUCUCACUUCCUGCCCCUCAUCUCCCUGGGUACCCUCUGACUCAGGAACAGUGCCAGGUGACCUCCAGGCACAUCCCCCGCACAGUGAGAAGAAGUUCAAAGGAAGCGUCAGCUGGCUGCUGUCAUGACAACACCAGAGAGGGUCCCUGUUACUAUGGCAACACAGCGACUGUCCAGUGCUUCAGAAACAGUCACUUCGUCCUGGUGGUGUCCCAAGAAACAGCCUUGGUGUGCAGGACACUGAUCAAUGUCCACCUGGUCUGCACCGCCCCCCAGCUGCUCCCCAACCAGGAGGCGGGGUCCUCCGUGGUCUCCACGGCUAGCCCUCUCACCUGCUGUGACACCACAGUCCAGGUAGAGUGGGCGCCACUCUGCAUCCAGCAGAACCAGCUGGUGUCCAACAUCGGCAUCUGGAUGGGGCCACAGGGUUCCAUCAUGUGGGACGGCACCUUCAGGCUUCACAUCCACUGUGUCUUCAAUGCCAGUGACUUCCUGCCCCUCCAGGCGUCCCUCUUUCCUCCCCCUCCAGCCACUGUGACCCAGUUCAGCCCCCUGCGGCUCCAGCUGCAGAUCGCUGCAGACAAGGCUUUCAGCUCCUACCACAGGGAGGGGGACCACCCUAUUGUGGGGCUGCUUCAAGAGUCUGACCCCAUGGAGGUCUGGCUCCUGCAGAGGACAGACCCCAUUCUGGUCCUGGUGCUGCACCAGCACUGGGCCGCUCCCAGUGCCCCUUCACCGUUGCCACCUUCACCCUCCUGGACACUGGCUCCUAGAGGGCCCGCGGGGGACCACUCAGAAGCACGUGUUCCUCCUGCCUGCUCCCCAUCCGCUAAGCGGGGCAGUGUGGACCUGGGCUGGGUUCCACACCCCGUGUCCCUGCCUCAGUGCUUCUCGCCCACGGCUCCAAGCCAGCCCCGUGCCUUGACCUUAUUCUCAUCCCACCAGGUUUACUUCCUCUGCGGCACCUCUGCCUGCUGCCCCUCAGGCCUGAAGACUUACUCGACUACAUGUAACUCUGGGGCUACAGGACGGCAGUGCGCCUCAGGUCACCACAAUGACAUUGCCAGGCCCAGCAUGGCGAGCUCUCCCGGGCCACUGGGCUUUGAGGAUUCCUACAGGUGGGAGUCUACGCUGGAGCCUGCAGGCUCCACCAUGAGCUGCAACCCAAGGCCUCUCCUCUGGGUAAUUCUUUUGCUGUUGGCUGUUGCCCUGGUCUGAGGGGUUGGCGUCUUUGUGGACCUGAGCCAGGCCAAGCCCAGAAGCUCCUGGAAGGCAACAGAAGGUGAACAGGCUGAAUAG
This is a messenger RNA of Mesoplodon densirostris (Blainville's beaked whale), 1584 nucleotides long. It is a transcript of the gene ZP1, whose product is annotated as zona pellucida glycoprotein 1. Gene Ontology annotation, cellular component: egg coat. NCBI's taxonomy places the organism in Eukaryota, Metazoa, Chordata, Mammalia, Artiodactyla, Ziphiidae. Gene Ontology annotation, biological process: prevention of polyspermy; binding of sperm to zona pellucida. Gene Ontology annotation, molecular function: acrosin binding; structural constituent of egg coat. The record is from RefSeq and is a predicted model, not a curated record.